AUCCUGGACGAAACUGCCUCUUCGGCUUGUAUCUUUGCUACAAAUACCUCAUCACUGUCUCUUUCGGAGGUUGCACAGUCGUUAUCGCGCAAGGAUAGAUUUGGCGGCCUUCAUUUCUUUAAUCCGGUGCCAGUGAUGCGCCUUAUCGAGGUCGUUCGCAUCUCAGAAACAUCUGACGACACUUUUAACGUGAGCUGGAUUUCUUCCGCUUCCGAUUUUAGGAAUAGUCACCAUUCUAUUUCUUUAUCAUCUCCGAAUAUCAUGAAGGAUGGUGUUCUAUAUGGCUGGAGCGACCUCUAA
This is a messenger RNA of Protopolystoma xenopodis, 300 nucleotides long. Lineage: Eukaryota; Metazoa; Platyhelminthes; Monogenea; Polystomatidea; Polystomatidae. The record is from the annotation of a GenBank genome assembly.